Nymphaea colorata (pocket water lily) is the source of this 7461-nucleotide messenger RNA. RefSeq lists its product as uncharacterized. The record is from RefSeq and is a predicted model, not a curated record. Bases 6225 to 7334 code for a protein of 369 amino acids. NCBI's taxonomy places the organism in Eukaryota, Viridiplantae, Streptophyta, Magnoliopsida, Nymphaeales, Nymphaeaceae. The transcript is spliced from 9 exons.
AUUGUCCACAAUCACUUCUCUCUCUCCAAUUUUUUUUUAAUUUGUCGGCUUUCUCUCUCUGUGUCUUUUCCUCGAAGUUUCAAGGCAAGGAGAAGAAACCAUCAAUACCCACGAGGGAUUGAUCCAAAGGGAGGGGAUGAAAGGGCCUCAACUUCAUUAACUCCACCCUUUAAAUCUCAUCGAUUGCGUUCGUUUCUUGGAACCCGUCGCUUGUGUUGGAGGCCUGAGGUCUUAAGGUGGUGCUUGAGGAACUUCGGCCUUGCUGAUUCCUAGUGGAGAGUUUGAGUCGUGAAUCCUGAGAUUUUGCUUCUUCUUUGUUGGUGUAGUGGUGAGAGUGAUGUGGAGUUUGUGUUCUGCUUUGGAUGGGACCAAGUGUCUUCCAGGAGGCGUGGAUGACGCUGCUUUUGCUCUCUCCCAUGACCACUCUUGUUCUGUUUCUUCUUCGGUGGUGAUACCGACGAAGCGUUACACGUCUUCUUCCUCUGUUUCUACUACCACACUGAAAUCUUCCAUCAAUGGAACCAUCGAGUACUAUUUGCGCAUAGUAGGGAUUAACAACGCGUGAUUCUUCUUCUUCUCCUUCUUCUCUCUCUCUCUCUCUCUCUCUCUCUCUCUCUCUCUCCCCCUUCUUUAAGAUAUGAUCGUGUCUCUGCUGCGACCGAUGUUGGCUGCAUGCGUGCAUCCGACGAAGGAGGGGAGCUUGCCCCUAAGUAACAACACGAUGGCAACGCCUGCGGGUGAAUUCUCGAGUAGAAGAAGACGAAUAGUUCACUUUAGGCCGCUCGCCGCCGCCUCUGCCAUCCGCGAUCAUAGGCAGACGGGCAAUUCUUACGCUGAGGUUCUUAAGAUGGCGAGACACAGGUUCACUCAGGAGAUCUCCUUUACGAAGAAAGACUCCGAUAUUUCGCUUGCUAAGGUAUCGUUUCUCUGUGUGCGUGUCAAUUCAAGUGCAUUUCGUACUGCGUUGGCGAGUACUUGUUUCUUUGGCUUUCUCUUGUUUCCUUAGUUCUUUCUAUGUACUUUGGUCUGUCCUCUUUCCUGAAUAUUGCGGCCUCCACUGUCGGAGUCCACGGUCCCCUUCCAUUAUAUAGUUAUUAUAGGCCUGCGUAGGACGAUUCUAGUAAGAGAUUCUGAAUUUCUGUAAAGUGGUUUUCGCAUUUGAUUGUGCCAAAUGGUUGAAGUUAAAAGUGCUGCCUUUUCAUGAAUGCCUCUGGAACUAAGGACCAUAGGAAACAUAUAAUUCGUUCUUGAUAGAAUAUCCAUUUUAGGAUUUAACGUAGCAUGUUCCCUGAGUUCGAUUUUGGGUUUCCAGUAUCUGAGGUAGAGAAGUUUUUCCUCUCAAUCUUGUACAGUUUGGGGCGCUGAUAUGAUUUUUUUUGUAUUUUGCACUGGUGAUCAAUGGGGCUAUCUAUUUUCCUGUCUAAACUGCUGUCUGCCUUUUUGUUUCCCGCUGAACUGACAUUUUGAAGUUUUUCAGUUUCUUGUUUCCUUGACUAAAAUGAUGCACUUGGUUCUGUCUAUCCCCAUUUGCUCAUCUUGGCAAGGAUGUAAUGUUACUAAAACAUUUUAUCGUAGUUUGAUUAGAUUGCGCAUCUCUUUACAUGCUCCAAUCCAAAUGUUUGGUUGUUGGUUGUAACUCUAGUUUCAGCAAAACUUUAACUGCUUUCACAGUAUCCUUGAUAUUUUUGCCACCAGAAGUUAGAAUGAUAUCCUUUUACAUUCCUGUAAUCAUCAUGGAUCACAAUAUUCUAAUUGUACACCUUGUCAGGCAGUCUGAUGUGGCUAUUCAGUCUUUCUUGAAAUUGACUUCUUAUAUAUUCAUCUCGUCUCUCAAGCUUCAAGUAUCUUUUGGGAACUGCAGUGUUUGGAUUCUUUAUGAUAUCAAGCUUCACAUUAUUUCAAUGGCGAUGGAUCUUUCUGUGCUUGAUGUGGCAGCAUUAGAUCAUUUUUUGAGUUUCCUUUAAACUUUUCUCACAAAUAGUUACAUUAUAUCACCGAGGAGUAUUGUUAUAAUAGGUGGAGCCGUGGAGGCUGUGUCAGAGAAAAGCAUAGAAAGAAAAGAACUCGGGUGGGGGUGGUUGGGGUUGAUAGAGAUGGUUGUUUACUUAGAUGUGUAAAUUGGUAAAUAUGUGCAUGAGGUUUGAGUAAGAAGCUCCAAUGCUGCCUUUCACUGUCAGUCAAGUGGUUGUUUUCAUAUUUUUUGUGUGUUUUUUGUACUUCUUCUGAAGUUUCCCUGUUGAAAAUGGUUAACGAUUUAAGGAGCACAAUUUUGGUGUUACACCGGUGCCUUCUUAUAGAUGAGUUUUAAUCGUUAAUUCGAUCUUUUUGUCUGUAAAGGAACACUGUUAAGAGUUUGGAGUUAUUUAGGACAUGCUCAUGUUGCCAGUACUUAAGCUAGACUGUAGCCUGAUAGCUGCACAUUUUUUUGAAGUGACUUGUGGGGAAGCAUCUUAGACUGAAGAGUGAAGACAGUUCGUGCUGUCCAUUUUUACUAAAAUUUGGCCCAUGGGAAUCAUCUCAGCCUGGAACACUGUUGUUGUUCUUCCCUUUUCAUUAAAAUUUAGUGCAAAUGAAGACAAUGUGGACAAACAGAUAGAAGAGAAAAUGGUAAACCUUAUGUAAGCCAUUAAAAAUGGUCCAAAACUGCUUGCCUGUAGAAACACUUUUCUAUGAACCUUUUUUUUUCAUGUUUAUGAUGCAGUGUGACCUUUAUUAUCAGCUAUUUUGCAAGCAUCCUUUAUCUAAUUUUGUCCCUCAUGUCAUAAAUGUCAUUUUGAAAAGAUAGGGACACGCUAAACAAAUUAAUCGAUAUUUUUGUAAGCAUGAGGCAUCGUCCACUUAGGAAGACCAUAGAACUCUUUGGUUCUGUUUUUUGUUUUUUUGGCAAGGUGGAUGGUUUACAUUGCUUUAUAUAAAAGGCCAUGCAGAAAUUGCAAAAGCUGUUCCUUAUGAGAUAUAGGCAGCGAUAGAUUUCAUGUAGAAGUCUUCUGCAAGGGAUAAGAGGGCUGUCUCGAUUGCACCGGCUCUCUCUCUCUAGAAAUAUCAAGUUAUAAUGGCAGUGGAUGUUAGGGAGUAUGACUAUCCUGCUCCGUGAUUACUUAAUAAAAGAAGUUGGUUGGUGCCGCACGGACUGAAGGAGUCAGCCCGUGACAGGUUGGCAAUCUCAGUUUAUUUUUCACAUUCAUCCAUCUUAGUAGCAUGUUGGCUAUCUAACAGAACAUUUCUGAACUUGUGAGGCUUUUUAUUUUUAUAGCUUUGUUAGUAAUGUAGGUGCAUCUUUUGAAAAAUGAUAACUGCAGAAUCUUGUUAUGAUUUUUUCUUUUAGUAUGAACGACGACAAGUCUAUAGGCUUCACUUGUCAAAUGUUGAAGCUUGGUGCUGCAAUGAUUCACUUGCAGCAGCUACUGGUCGCAGAAAAUUUAAUGUUCUUCAAAUCUUCUGUCCAUUGCAAGGUUCAUGCUAAUUGACAUUUUCCUUCAUUUAACCCAGAUAACCUUUGAAAGCCAACUAUUCCCUCUAGUUGCUCAAAAUUUGAAGUUCAAACGGAAUCAUGUGUUCUGUUUCUCGUUGGCUGUUUGAUCCUUAAUAAGAAAAGAGUUCCUUUUUUCCUCUCUUCUCUGCCAGGAUUCAUGGUUAUGUAAAUGUAUGGGAAUUUUCUUCCUAGUUUCCAAAUCAUUCAUGUGUUUGUCUUCGUAACAUUUAUCUUUAUAUGGAUUUGCAUCUCUUUUUUCCCUCCAACUGACAAGGGGUUUCAGCAACGAUCAUUGAAUGGAAAAUACCUAGAAAUGUUGGCUAAUCUGGUUAAGGGUUGUACCGCACCUCGAUUGUUCUGUGACACUGACUUUUGUAUUUGGUGGGUGGUGAGAGGUGAGCAAAUCCUGCUCCAGUUGGGGCUUCUUUUAAUUGAGAUACCAGAUAGGCAGGCAACUGGAAGCAAAUGCCACCAGUAUUUCCACGAUGCCAAGCCAAAAUGAAGGGUUAGAUUUAUCAUCCAAUUCAUCCUUCAUUUCUGGUGAUGGUGGCCUCUGAGUGAGUUGGGUACAAAUUAGAAUCUGAUAUCUUAGCGACCGGGGUACUUUGCAAGCGUGAAGCUGCUUUUGUAUGAAAAUUUUGGAGAAGUGGGCAGGAGGCAAGCAUAUCUGAUAUGGAUGAAACCUCAUUGGUGCUGGUCUGAGAUAUUCUUUUGCUGCCAGAGAAGCUUGGAAGUCAUAUUUUGCUGAAGAAAACCCAACUAUAGCCCACUAGAAGCCAUUUUUUUCAUAAAUUCAAACUUUUUGCUCAUGCAUUUCCUAAUAGAGGACGCAAUUUGGAUUUUUCAUGUAUACAGGUUUUCUAAGUUCUUGAAGAUUAAGGGCUCAUGAUAUACCAAAGUUUAAUGAGAUGAUAAAUCAUAUUUUUACGUUAAAAAAUAUGAUCCCAAGGUAUGGUUGACAUACUAGAAUGCAGGUUGUGUCUAUGAGAUCCAUUUGGAAAGACACAGCCUACACCCAUGGUUUUUCUGUGUGGGUACAACAUACAGAUUAAUUGAGCAGUAGGAACAGGAAGAUGCAUCUAGAUAAGAUAGAGACUUGAGAAUCUAUUUGCCUAUAUUCAGGUUGUUCGGUACUGCCUAGUGCCUACCUACUCUUCCUUAUGUAGCACUUCAACCGAUGCUCCAUCCAUAAAGGCAUCUUCUAAGCAGUUUCUGUCCACUUCCCAUGUUUUUGGAUUGCUUCUUGUGACCACUUAUUAUUUUGGCAACUAUGGAACACUGCCAAAGAAUUGUCAUCUUAAUGUGUUAAGCUCUCAACCACUGCAACGAUCAUUAUCAUUUGUUAUUAUUGUUAUUGUUAGUUUUAUGUUAUUAUUUGAUGUUAGAUGCACAUUAAUAUAUAUAUAUAUAUUAUGUAUGUAUAUUUAUUUAUUUGUAUAUUUAUUUAUUUAUAAUUCGCAUAACUGUACUAUGAUAUAUAUUUAUUUAUAAUUCACAUAACUGUACUAUGGGUAGUUAUUUUGUUAUUUAAAAUUAAUUUUACUUUUGAAGUUCUAAUUUCUAUAUCUUUUGGUAUUUUGAUUUCAUUUUCCUUGGGAAAAAAAGUCAUUUAAAAAUACCUUAUGAUGACAUUAUCUUACUCGCAUAUCCUUGGAAUGAUACCUGUGGCAUUUUAUUCAAACCCGUAUCAUGUAGUUUAUUGACCAGAUAAGAAGGAUUAUGAAACAAGCAUUCUGAAUAGCAUGAUAUCAUCUUAAUUUGGUAAAGGUGCACAAUAGGUAUGGUCAAACUGUUAAAGUUUAAAUCAGUCAUAUGCAAGCAAAUCACUUGAUAGGUGGAACUGAAGGGUGAUUCCAAAAACAAAAAGGUUCUAAACUUCAGAAAUUGAUCAAAUUAUUUUGUCAAAUAUUGUCCAUCCAUGUUCCUUUUAUUUUGAGAUACUUUAUGAUUUUCCUUUGUUAAUGAACCUAUACAUCUUUGAAUUUCACACGUUUCUACUGAUAUGUUUCAACAGCAAAUAAUCACUUGAACACGUUUUGACUUUUUUUUAGCUACACUAAUUCCCUUCUCCUUUUCUAAUCUUUCUAAAUCAUUUACCAAAUUUUGCUAUUGCAAUAUGAAUGGGAGAUAACACUUUCCAAUAGCUGAGGUACUUUUCAAAAAGAGAAAGGCAAUAAGAAGCUUCAAGUGAAUUGGUAUCCUUUUCCCUUGAAAUGCAAUUUAGACUGGCAAUGGACUUUAAGCCUUAAGGAUUCUCUUUUGAAACUGUUUGAAUCCAUGUCCUCACCUUUUUGGUCUCUCUAUAAGUUAAUUCAGUAUUUUUGGGACUAUCUCCCUAGAAACACUUCAAAGCUUAUCUGCAGUAAUGUUUAUGACAAAUUUCUUGAUGUAACAUUUUACUGUUUCAAAAGUUCUGUUUGAAUCUGUUUGAUUCAAUCAAUUGAACCCACACGCAAGCAGGCUGAAGCUCUCUUCAGAUUUCACAACAUUGCUUCAAUUCCAAAAAAGGUAGGACCCCCUAAAAUUUAUCUUCAUGCCAAGCAAUUUUAGAAAAAUUAAGAAAGAGUGUUAUUUCAUAAAUUAUUUGAUGGUAAGUUGAUUUCCUUUUCUGUUUUACUCCUUCCAGCUUUCUAAAGUGCAAACAGCUGAGCUUUUUGAAGGAAAAUGAAUGAUUUGGUGAAAACCCUAGGUAUCAGUCAGAAGAAUCUCUUUUCCAAUACAGAGGGAAUGAGCUGUUCCGAAGGAAAAUGUAAUGAAUUGGAUGAAAAUCCUAGGGUUUGAAAGAGUUGGAAGAAUCUCUCUCCUUCCACAUUGGGGAUUUAAUAGAGUAAAGGGCAGCCUGAUGGCCUUGUUGCUUAUUGCAGCUGAAGAUGAAGCUUUCGUUUCUUUUAACCGAGACAUGGAUGCUUCCUUUCUUUCAAGUGAACGGGAAGAUUCUCCAUUUCCAGCUGAAAUGAAAUGUGGAUGGAAUAGUGUUGAAGAUAUUCCUAUGGCUGGCAAGAACAUUUCUGGCUGGCUGGAUGAACUGGACAUUAUUGCGAAGGAAGUAGAAGCAGAAUUAAUCUCGAGAGAUAUUGGUUGCCAUUUGGUGCAGGUUUUAGAAGCUGUCAAUGCUGUUCUUUUUGAAUCAAGGAAAUUUAAAAGGUUUCCUGUUUCGAUGGAUUCAAAAUUUUCCUAUUUGCACACUGCGUUAAGCACUGGUUUUAGCAGCGCUAUCGUGCUUAGCAUAAUCUACAUUGAAAUUUGUCGAAGACUAGGUGUUAACAUGAUCGGAGCUCGAGUUGGGGAAGAUUUUUUGAUAUGGCCCAAAAUCGAGACCCUGGAGGAGCUUUUCAUGGCUUCAACGGGACAUAGCUUGUUUGCUGUUAUAAACGGACAAUGUGUUGAAGAUCCUAGAGCAAAGGCCUAUGACUUGGACAGCAAGUCACUUCUAGGACUUGAAAUCGUGACUAAUAGAGACAUCAUUGGGAUCGCAUUGGCGAAUUUGAUUAGGCUUUACUGGAAACGUGCUUCAAGGAUGAAUCACGGAUUGAUGUUGACUUCUCCACUCAGACCUGUUUAUAGUAUUGAUGGCUCUUGGCCACCUUUGCUGCGGCCUCAAGAUAUGAGAUUGGCUAUCAUGGCAUCUGAAAGGCUGCUGAUUCUUCAACCUGACAAUUGGGCUUUGAGGAGAGACCAUGGUUUGCUUCUCUAUCACAGCAGGAGAUAUGCAGAAGCAGUCCAAGAGCUUAGCAUAUGCAUGGUGUUUGCGCCAGCAGAAGAGGCAGAGAUUUUGCUAACUUUUGUGGAGAAGUUGCAUCUUCUGAGAAUCGAGUCGUCCUGGAAAUUGUUGGAGCAGUCCAGCACUUCACCUGUUCCUUGAUGUUAAACUACAAAUUUUAAGCCCCGCCCUGAGUGAAUGGAAUCUACCUAACGUUUCUAUCUAAUGUAUAAUCCUUUCUGCGCCUUGGGAGAUGAGGCUAGUUUUGGAGUUCAUUUUUCCCUGCUCA